Molecule: messenger RNA, 1635 nt
Organism: Rangifer tarandus platyrhynchus (Svalbard reindeer)
Lineage: Eukaryota; Metazoa; Chordata; Mammalia; Artiodactyla; Cervidae
Source: the annotation of a GenBank genome assembly
AUGCUCGCGCGCGGGAGGCCGGGGCUGCGGCCGCCGCCGCUGCUGCUGCUGCUCCUGGGGCCGCUGGGUCCCUGCUCCCCGGGCGCCCCAGCCGCAGGCGCGCCGGCCGACGACACCGCGGAGCUCGAGUUCUCCACCGAGCGGCCGCUGCACCUGGUGAGUCCCGCGUUCCUGUCCUUCACCAUCGACGCCAACCUGGCCACGGACCCGCGCUUCCUCACCUUCCUGGGUUCUUCAAAACUUCGUACCUUGGCCAGAGGUUUGUCUCCUGCAUACCUAAGAUUUGGUGGCACCAAGGCAGACUUUCUCAUUUUUGACCCCAAGAAGGAACCAGCCUUUGAAGAGAGAAGUUACUGGCUAUCUCAAGUCAACCAGGAUAUUUGCAAAUCCGGAUCCAUCCCUUCUGAGGUGGAGAAGAAGCUGCGGUUGGAAUGGCCCUUCCAGGAGCAACUGCUGCUCAGAGAACAGUAUCAGAAAAAGUUCAAAAACAGUACCUACUCAAAACACUCAGUGGAUAUGCUGUACACUUUUGCCAGUUGCUCAGGACUGAACUUGAUCUUUGGUCUAAAUGCAUUGCUACGAACCGCAGAUAUGCACUGGGACAGUUCCAAUGCUCGGUUACUGGUGGACUACUGCUCUUCCAAGAAUUAUAACAUUUCUUGGGAACUAGGCAAUGAACCUAACAGUUUCCAGAAGAAGGCUGGUAUUUUCAUCGAUGGAUGGCAGUUAGGAGAAGAUUUUAUUGAGUUGCAUAAACUUCUAGGAAAAUCUACUUUCAAAAAUGCAAAACUCUAUGGUCCUGAUGUUGGCCAGCCUAGAAGAAAGACUGUAAAGAUGCUGAAGAGUUUCCUAAAGGCUGGGGGAGAAGUGAUUGAUUCAGUUACAUGGCAUCACUACUAUGUGAAUGGACGAAUUGCUACCAAAGAAGAUUUCCUAAACCCUGAUAUACUGGACACUUUUAUUUCAUCUGUGCAAAAAACUCUCCAGGUUGUUGAGGAGACCAGACCCCACAAGAAGGUUUGGUUAGGAGAGACCAGUUCUGCAUUUGGGGGUGGAGCGCCCUUGCUGUCCAACACCUUUGCCGCUGGCUUUAUGUGGCUGGAUAAAUUGGGCCUGUCGGCCAGAAUGGGCAUAGAAGUGGUGAUGAGGCAAGUGUUGUUUGGAGCCGGGAACUACCACUUAGUGGAUGAAAAUUUUGAACCUUUGCCUGAUUAUUGGCUGUCUCUUCUGUUCAAGAAACUGGUGGGCACCAAAGUGUUAAUGGCAAGUGUGAAAGGUCCAGACAGAAGCAAACUUCGAGUAUAUCUUCAUUGCACAAACAUCAACCACCCAAGGUAUAAAGAAGGAGAUUUAACUCUCUAUGCCUUAAACCUCCAUAAUGUCACCAAGCGCUUGCAGUUACCACAUCCCUUAUUUAACAAGCAAGUGGAUAAAUACCUCAUAAAACCUUCAGGACCCGAUGGCUUACUUUCCAAAUCUGUCCAGCUCAAUGGUCAAAUUCUGAAGAUGGUGGAUGAACAAACCCUGCCAGCUUUGACAGAAAAACCUCUCCGCCCAGGAAGUUCACUGGGCAUGCCACCUUUCUCGUAUGGAUUUUUUGUGAUAAGAAAUGCUAAAGUUGCUGCUUGUAUCUGA